GUAGCUGCCCAUGACUUUGCCUCCCCCACCCCCACCCCCUCACACCACACCACUGGGACUCCACCUGCUCUGCUCCACUCUUGCCUCCUAUCUAGGAGUCUCAGGAGCCCCUCUGUCUGGGUCUACGUCUUGGUGUAAGUGUGUUUGCCCAGACUGAAGCGCAGUUCUGUCUCCUGGAUUUACUCAAGUUCAACUGAAAGGGAGGGUGCGUUGAGGGAGAGAAGCGUGUGUCGUUGGAGACAUCCUUAGGCCUACUUCCUGUCCCUCUUUGUUGUACCUGUCUAUGUGUCUGUUUUCCGUUGAAGGACCUUGCCUUUCCCGAGAGACUCCGAUAUCAUUCUUCUCACUGAGUGUAAAACUGACAAGUGGUCUUUACCAAGGAUACUACACAGGCCAACGUGUAUUAUGGGAGUGUUGAGCUGAACAUGGGGUCUCUACUGUCACAACUGGGUCUGGAGUGUGGGAGGAAGGAAGUAAAGGAGGAAGAAAGACACCUGCGAGCAAAUGACAGAGAACUCAACUUGUCUUACAAGUAUGCUGACAAUGCCAUCAAAACCUCCAAAUACAACAUCUUCACCUUUCUCCCGCUCAAUCUGUUUGAGCAGUUCCAAAGACUGGCCAAUGCCUACUUCCUCUUCCUCCUCUGUCUCCAGCUCAUCCCAGAGAUCUCAUCCCUGUCCUGGUUCACCACCGUGGUCCCCCUGGUCCUGGUGCUCUCCAUGACCAUGGCCAAGGACGGCAGCGACGACAUAAACAGACAGAGAUGUGACAGACAGGUGAACAACCGGAAGGUGGAGGUCCUCAUCGACGGAGAACUAAGGAGUGAAAAGUGGAUGGAUGUUCAAGUUGGGGACAUCAUCAAGCUGGAGAAUAAUCAGUUUGUCACGGCCGAUCUCCUGUUGCUGUCCAGCAGUGAGCCUCUCAACCUCGUCUACAUAGAAACAGCUGAACUAGAUGGAGAAACUAACUUGAAGGUGAAGCAGGCCCUGACUGUGACAGGGGAACUGGAGGAUAGCAUAGAGAAACUGGCCAACUUCAAUGGCGAGGUGCGCUGUGAGCCCCCCAACAACCGCCUGGAUAAGUUCACUGGCACCCUGACUCUGAAGGGAGAGACGUACUCCCUGGACAACGAGAGGGUCCUGCUGAGAGGCUGCACUCUGAGGAACACCCAGUGGUGCUUCGGCCUGGUCGUCUUUGGAGGUCCAGACACCAAGCUGAUGCAGAACUGUGGAAAGACUACAUUCAAACGGACCAGCAUUGACCGUCUCAUGAAUGUUCUGGUGCUGAGUAUCUUUGGUUUCCUGGCGAUUAUGUGUUUAAUCCUGGCCAUUGGGAAUGGGAUCUGGGAGUACCAGGAGGGCUCUACGUUUGCUACAUUCCUGCCCAAGCAAGAGGGGGUUAACGCUCCCUUUUCAGCCUUCCUCACCUUCUGGUCCUACGUCAUCAUCCUCAACACUGUGGUGCCUAUAUCCCUCUACGUCAGUGUGGAGAUAAUUCGCCUGGGGAACAGUUUAUACAUAGACUGGGACAGGAAGAUGUACUAUCCCAAGAGUGACACGCCUGCCGAGGCCAGGACCACCACGCUCAACGAGGAGCUGGGCCAGAUCAAAUAUAUAUUCUCUGACAAGACAGGAACACUCACACAGAACAUCAUGACCUUCAACAAGUGCUCCAUCAACGGAAAGUCCUAUGGGGAGUUGUUGGACUUUUCUGGACAAAGAGUGGAGAUUCAUGAGAAAACAGAGAAGGUGGACUUCUCUUGGAACAACCUGGCCGACCCAAAGUUCUGUUUCCAUGACCACAGCCUAGUGGAGGUGGUGAGGGAGGGCAACCCUGAGGUGCAGGCCUUCUUCCGCCUGCUAGCAUUGUGCCACACUGUCAUGCCCGAGGAGAAGGAGGGUGAGUUGUACUACCAGGCCCAGUCACCAGACGAGGGCGCUCUGGUCACAGCAGCCAGGAACUUUGGCUUUGUGUUCCGCUCUCGUACGCCAGAGAGCAUCACUGUGGUGGAGAUGGGAGAGCUGGUCACCUACGAGCUACUGGCUGUACUGGACUUCAACAACGUCCGCAAGAGGAUGUCGGUCAUCGUGCGCAGUCCGGAGGGCAAGCUGACUCUGUACUGUAAGGGAGCAGACACCAUCAUCUUUGAGAGACUGAACCCUUCUUGCAGCAAACUAAAGGAAGUCACCACCGAACACCUCAAUGAGUAUGCUGGGGAUGGUCUGCGUACGCUGGCUCUGGCCUACAAGGACAUAGACCCAGAGUAUAUGGAGGAGUGGAAACUGCGCCACCAUGAGGCCAGCACUGCCAUGGACGAGAGGGAGGAGAAGUUGGAUGUGCUCUAUGAGGAGAUAGAGAAAGGCCUGCUGCUGUUAGGAUCCACUGCAGUAGAGGAUAAGCUACAGGAUGGAGUGCCUCAGACCAUCGAGCAGCUCUCCAAAGCCGACAUCAAGAUCUGGGUGCUCACUGGAGACAAGCAAGAAACGGCAGAGAACAUUGGCUACUCCUGCAACAUGUUGCGAGAGGAGAUGACCGAAGUGUUCAUUGUGUCGGCAAACACAGCAGAGGAAGUCAGAAAGGAGCUCCAGACCGCAAGGAGGAAGAUGAGACCUGAUGGACCAGAGGAGCCUACUGUCACGAAGAGUAGAAGUGGCCUGUUUUGUCUUUUAAAGACGGAGACAGUGGCAGAUGAGCCAGUGGAUGGAGAGUACGCUAUGGUGAUUAACGGACACAGUCUGGCUUUUGCCCUGGAGAAAGACAUGGAGAUGGAGCUGCUGCGGACGGCGUGUAUGUGUCAGACGGUGAUCUGCUGCAGGGUGACUCCACUGCAGAAAGCCCAGGUGGUGGAGCUGGUGAAGAAGUACAAGCAGGCUAUCACUCUGGCCAUCGGCGAUGGGGCCAACGACGUCAGCAUGAUCAAGGCUGCUCAUAUAGGGGUGGGUAUAUCAGGUCAGGAGGGUAUGCAGGCGGUGCUCUCCAGUGACUUCUCCUUCGCUCAGUUCCGCUACCUGCAGCGCCUCCUGCUGGUGCACGGCCGCUGGUCCUACCUAAGGAUGUGCAAGUUCCUGCGCUACUUCUUCUACAAGAACUUCACCUUCACCUUCGUCCACUUCUGGUACGGCUUCUUCUGCGGUUUCUCAGCACAGACUGUGUAUGACGAGUGGUUCAUCACCCUGUAUAACCUGGUUUACACAGCUCUACCUGUGCUGGCGUUGAGUCUCUUUGACCAGGAUGUAAAUGACCGGUGGAGUUUCCAGUACCCCAAGCUCUACGCCCCAGGCCAGCUGAACCAGUAUUUCAGUAAGAGGGCCUUUGUCUACACACUGUUACACAGUGGCUACAGCUCCCUGGUCCUCUUCUUCAUCCCCUGGGCAGCCAUGCACGACACGGUCCGAGACGACGGCAAAGACAUUGUGGACUAUCAGUCAUUUGCCCUGCUGGCCCAGACCUGCCUGCUCAUCGCCGUCAGUAUACAGCUGGGUCUGGACACCCACUAUUGGACGUCAGUGAACCAGUUCUUCCUGUGGGGCAGUUUGUGUGUGUACUUUGCUGUCAUAUUCACCAUGUACAGCAAUGGCAUGUUUCUCAUCUUCACCUCCUCCUUCCCCUUCAUCGGCACAGCCAGGAACUCCCUGAACCAGCCCAAUAUGUGGCUGACUAUGCUACUCACCUCCAUCCUCUGUGUGCUUCCCGUGGUGGCAUACCGCUUCCUCCGCAUCCUGCUGUGGCCCACUAUCAACGACAAGGUGAGGUACAAAGUGAGACAGGACAAGGUGCUGCCCCCUGCCCCUCGCCGUGUCCAAGCCCGCCGCACCAGUACCCGCCGGUCAGGCUAUGCCUUCUCCCACGCCCAGGGCUACGGUGACCUGGUGACCUCAGGCAAGUUCCUGCGGAGGAGCCCGAAGAGCCGGCCAGCCCUUUUCUCCCAGACAGACUCCCCAUUGGCCCAGACCCAGCCUCAGUUCUACCGCACCAUCAGUGAGAGGGAGGAGCCACCACUGAGUUCCUGGGACUGAUGAACUAACAGAGCACACAGUGUUCAGCUCAUUCAGUCUGAAAGUCCUCACUUAAUUAAUCUAUUCCAAAAAUAUAUAUCAAAUAUAAAUCAGCCAUGUUUCUGUGAAACACUUCCACUGAUGCGAGGAUGUGUAACAUUCUUCGUCUGGAUAAAAAAAGGACAACCCCAAGCCUAAAUUCAGCAUUUAGUGCCAGGCUUAGUUUCAAGAUAUAUGUAUGUGUAAGUACUGUCCUUGUAAAU
Molecule: messenger RNA, 4258 nt
Organism: Coregonus clupeaformis (lake whitefish)
Lineage: Eukaryota; Metazoa; Chordata; Actinopteri; Salmoniformes; Salmonidae
Product: phospholipid-transporting ATPase ID
Exons: 29
Coding region: 426-4016 (1196 amino acids)
Biological process (GO): phospholipid translocation; Golgi organization
Cellular component (GO): plasma membrane
Molecular function (GO): ATP hydrolysis activity; ATPase-coupled intramembrane lipid carrier activity; ATP binding
Source: RefSeq, a predicted model, not a curated record